Messenger RNA from Drosophila erecta, 1006 nucleotides. RefSeq lists its product as uncharacterized. Bases 162 to 821 code for a protein of 219 amino acids. The transcript has 2 exons. Lineage: Eukaryota; Metazoa; Arthropoda; Insecta; Diptera; Drosophilidae. The record is from RefSeq and is a predicted model, not a curated record.
UUGAGUUGCCCUUGAUGGAUCAGUCAUUUUUAGAGUGCCGCUUUCCCAGCACCAAGUAAAGCUCGCACUAGAUUCAUCUAAAAAUUGUACGUUGUUUCUUUUUGUAUAAGAUUGUCUUGUAUACAUUUUCCAAAUCGUUUGCACAUUUGAUAUCGCAAAACAUGGAGAUAUCUGUACCGCCGCCAGGCUCGCACUGGUCCUUGAGGUUUGUGGACAUCCUGAAGCCUUUUCCAGAUCAGACUGUGGCCAACGCCACCUACAAGGUCAUCCGCUUCUUUUAUCCACCCUUUGCCCUGGAAACGGUCGAUGUCACCCACGUGGUCAGCGAGCCCGAGCUGAACAGCUUAAACGUGGGACUGUUUGUGGGCUUUCCCUUGUUUCUGGGCUGCAUCGGCUACGCGAUGUACAAAUAUGCUCGGAAUGUGCGUCCAGUGGCUAAGGAGCCACCAUUUAAGCUGUACGAGCUGGAAAAGCGCAUGAGGGACAAGUACGGCCCGGAAUACAAGCAGGGUAUCUGGAAGCGAAGGGACAUCCCUGAGCCCCUCCUACUGACCAAUGAUCCAUCCGAACCAGUAGCAAAGAGCAAACACGAACGUGGAAGCAGCAAGUCAAACAACUUUUUCAUAGAGGCCCACUGGCUGCCCGAAUCCAUCGAAAACUUCAUCAAAACCGAUAGAGCCGACGAUAAAAACAGUGUGAUAACCGAGUGCAACGCCGAGAACCGUCUGUUUGACUGUGGCACUCAGUUGGAUCGCCACUCGGAUCUGGCUGGGGAAAUUAAAAACGCCUUCAAAGAGCGGCGACGCAAGGCCAAGAAGUAGGAAAGUGCCUUAUCCAAUCCAACCAAUCCAACCAAGCCACCAGGGCACCAAGCCUUCCAGGCGAAAAAAUCGAUUUAAGAUCUUUCAAUUCCGCUUAAUGAUGGGCCCUUUUUGCGGCUGGAAAAGUGUCAGCUUUGGGCUUUCUCGGUUGGUGCAAUAAAAUGAAGUGAUUGUUCGGUUUUAUA